GGUGUGGUCCAUUUGACCUUUGGAUCUGCCUCAUUUUUGGAAUCAUGCCUUAAAAUGAGCUGAAAAAAUGUAUGGACGGCGUGGAUAAAAUACAUCAUGGUCAGGCGGGCCAUACGGUCUACACCUUAAAGCCAACGACCAACCCACACAUGGUAGAAAACCGAUAGUAGGGCUGAAAGUCGGGCGAGUUGGGUCAGGUUGGUGCUCAACCCCAGCCCAAACCAAGGUUCCUAUACCUUAACCAUAACCUAACCCAACCCAGCCUCGGGUUGGGAAUUCUCAACCCAAGCCCAACCCAAGCGGGCUCGGUCGGGGAAUCAGGUUGGCCGGGUGGACACAUGCUAAUAUUUUCAUUAUUACAUUAGUCUAUUAUAUUUCAAUACAUACUUAUUUUUUGUACCUAUGAUUUUAUUAAUUAUAUACGUAGUUAUUUAUAGCAAGGAAUCUCAUUUUUUUCUAAACAAACAAGCCAAAAGAUAGGACAAUUACUUUAAAAGUCGUGUUGUGUGACACACAAUCUAUUUAGGAUAAAGAAAUCUAACGUAUCUUAUUAGCUUGAGUCAUCAGAAAUGACGUAGACCAGUGAAACUUGACAGCACUAGAAUUUUCUGUGCCUUCGUCACAAACGAUCCACACUCGAUUAUAAUUUACAAAUAAAUUACAUAUUGAGCGGGUUCGGGUUGGGUUGGGCAACCCAAUACCUCAACCCGAGCCCAACCCAAGUUUUAUCGGGUUGGUGUUUAUAUAGCCCAAGCUUGAGACUGGGCUCGAUACAUCUUGCCCGAGCCCAACCCAAUGCCCGGUCGGUCGGGUUGAGCCCGUCCAACUUUCAGCCCUAAUUGAGAUCCAUCUCAUCUCAUCAGACCUUCCAUUUUUCGUUGCAGCAAUGGCUUGGGUCGAGUUCCGCUCUCUCCUCCUAAUUUCUGCUCUCUUUCGCGUUCUCCUAAUAUUCUACGGAGAAUGGCAAGAUAGCCACAUGGAGGUCCGAUACACCGAUAUCGACUACGUCGUCUUCUCUGAUGCCGCUUCUCUCGUUGCCUCAGGAAAAUCCCCCUACGACCGCUCCACGUAUCGAUACUCGCCACUCCUUGCGUUCCUGCUCGUGCCCAAUUCAAUAUUCCAUCCCUCAUGGGGGAAAUUCGUCUUCUCCGCUUCCGAUUUGCUCGUGGGUUUGUUUAUGCAUACCAUCUUGAAGCUACGUCGUGUUCCUGAGAAGCUACGACUUUAUACAGUGGCAGCUUGGCUCUUCAAUCCAUUCACCUUCACUAUUGGCACCCGAGGAAACUGUGAGCCUAUAGUCUGUGCCAUGGUUCUGUGGGUCAUAAUUUCUCUUAUGAAUGGUAACAUAUUGGAAGCAGCAUUUUGGUAUGGGCUUCUCGUCCAUUUUAGAAUCUAUCCCAUCAUCUAUUCUCUUCCUAUCAUCUUAGUUCUUGAACCCCGUUACUUCCGAUCUGGUCAGAAGCCGACCCUUGGGAAUUGGAGUCUUGGACAACAAAAAUUAUCCGAAGGUUCAAAUAUAAAAACAGUUAAUCCACCAAAGGCAUUCAGGAGGCUGUUAUGUUAUCCAUGGAUUUUUUUCAAAAGCAUGUUAACAAGGGAAAGAAUACUGUUUGGGUUCAUCUCUGGGGCUGUCUUCUUCUCUUGGACUGCUUUAUUCUUCUAUCUCUAUGGAUGGGAGUUCUUGAAUGAGGCGUUGCUAUAUCAUCUAACACGUACUGAUCCAAGGCAUAACUUCUCGAUCUAUUUCUACCACAUCUAUCUUCAUCAUGAACACGGAUUCUCAGUGGUUGAGAAGCUCAUCUCUUUCUUGCCUCAGCUGAUGGUGCAGCUGGUUCUCUCCUUCAGUUUUGCGCAAGACCUCCCAUUCUGUCUUUUUGUGCAGACAGUCGCAUUCGUGGCAUUCAAUAAGGUCAUCACAGCGCAGUACUUUGUAUGGUUCUUCUGUCUGUUGCCUCUAAUUCUUCCAUGGAGCAAUAUGAAGCUUAAAUGGAAAGGUUCAGCUUGCAUCUUGUUGUGGGUGGGAGCUCAAAUCCAUUGGCUGAUGUGGGGUUAUCUUCUGGAGUUCAAAGGCAAGAAUGUCUUUAUUCAACUAUGGUUGGCAAGCAUCCUCUUCUUGGCUGCAAAUACAUGGGUUGUUAUCAUGGUUAUCAGACACCACAGAUUCUCAACGAUCUUCAUCCAAUCAAUGGUCACUAAUUCCACUGAUACUAGAAAAAUUGAGUAAGGGGGCUCAUUUUUUGUUUUUUGGUUUUUGUUUUCUCCUAGUUUUCUUGAAAUGUGAGCUUUCUGUCCCUUUCAUGUGGCAUGCAUGUACAAGAUCCUGACCAUCAUCUGGGUCAUAAAAAUACAGCUUUCCUAUUGAUCUUAACUGCCGAUUGGAGGACUUUUGCUCCCAUUGAGCAUCAGUUCUUGGUUGGAAUUUUACCUCUGCAAUAAUCAGAAGUUCUCUGAUGGGCACUGGAUUUUCUGGCAGUGUAUUUUUGGGUUUGGUGCAUCAAUGGUAGCAGAUGAAAGGUCCAGAUCUCAUGCAUGUGUGCUAUGUGAAUGGAGAUAGAAUGUGUGAUAACUAACAGCAGAUAGGCCGUUGCUGUUCUCUUUAACGUGGGUUAGUUGAGAAGCAACUGGGACAUUUUUCAUGCGGCUUUGGGAAGUUGAGAAGCAGCUGUUUUUUUUUUUUUUUUUUCAUUUUAUGUAGUAGCUAAUAUGUACCUCCAAUUGAGUAAUUUUCCAAUUUGAACUUGGUGAACUUCUGUUGUA
Molecule: messenger RNA, 2757 nt
Organism: Magnolia sinica
Lineage: Eukaryota; Viridiplantae; Streptophyta; Magnoliopsida; Magnoliales; Magnoliaceae
Product: GPI mannosyltransferase 1-like
Exons: 4
Coding region: 887-2224 (445 amino acids)
Biological process (GO): GPI anchor biosynthetic process
Cellular component (GO): glycosylphosphatidylinositol-mannosyltransferase I complex; membrane
Molecular function (GO): alpha-1,4-mannosyltransferase activity; GPI mannosyltransferase activity
Source: RefSeq, a predicted model, not a curated record